Effrenium voratum is the source of this 2604-nucleotide messenger RNA. Lineage: Eukaryota; Dinophyceae; Suessiales; Symbiodiniaceae. The record is from the annotation of a GenBank genome assembly.
AUGACGCGCUGCGCCUCCGCGGGCACCAUGGGCGCCGCGGCCGGCGGCGCCGCCGGCGCGGCGCUGGGCUUCCUCGCAGGCAUCAUCCCAGCACCUUUGACCUGGGGCCUCUCGGUGCCGGUGAACGCCGGCAUCGGCAGCAUUGGGGGGAUGCUGAUGGGCGGCGCUGGCGGGCUCGUCUGUCAGAGCUUGGACGUCCUGGAGAUCGAGGCGGUUCAAGGAAGCGGCACCCACCGAGACCUGGACACGGCACGGACGGCAGCCAGUAGUGCGCCGGGUGUGCUGGUGAAGUUCUCGCCUAUGAAUGACGACUCCCCGCAGGAGUCCUCCAACGAGGUGGCGCUGUACGCCUUGAAGGGUGGGCUGGCACUGGGCUCCGUAGGGGCCAGCUGUGGCUCCGCGCUGGGCGGGGUGGUGGGGGCGGCGGUGGGCUUGCCCCCAGCGCUGCUGACGAUGGGCCUCUCCAUCCCCUUCUGCGCCACCGUGGGCAGUGGGCUGGGGCUGUGCUUGGGCACUGCGGCCGGGGGCAGCGUGGGCCUCCUGGCCGGCGGCCUCCUGGGCCGCCGCAAAGCCACGGACUGCGCUCCCGGAGGCACGCCGAGCUUCUUCCCGCCAAGGAGCUUGGGGCUCCUCAUGCUUGCAGCUGCCGACCCGUGGGAGCCUAUGACUGCGGAGUGCGGCGUCCACAUGCUGCAGACGCAGGCGGGCGCCAAGACCCGGCAGGCCAAGGGCGCGCGGCCCUGGCACUCUCGGAACUUCAUUGGGGCUGGGUGGCACAGGCAUGGGAUGUUCCUGAACCACGAGCUGGUUUCCUCUGUGUUUUUAGGGCUUGGCGCGCCCAUAUCAGACAUCGGGAUGGUCGAGGAGCCCUGCUACGAAGGCACCUGCUGGAACGUUGAGGCCCCGAUCCGGAUGUUUACAGCCAACCUCGGCCGGGAGCUCCUGCAAAAGGAGCGGCAAGCGGCGGCGAGCGGAUCCCGCUCGCUGCGUGUGGCCGGGAUCAUGCGGAAUCCUCUGGACAUGGUGGCGUCUGGGUAUUGCUACCACCACGCCGGCCACGAGUUGUUCGAUCGCGUGAUCGACGUGCCUAAGAUCAUGACAUUGGACCCGGCCAAGGGCACCGCCUUCUUUGCCCAGCAGCAGCUUGAAAUCCGGUCGCUUCCGGAAGCCCGUCGCAGGUCCCGAAGUCAAUUCCCGGCUUCCUGUCUCCCCUUGUGCCCGCCCCUUGUCUCUGCUCCCGCUUUCCCUUCCUCUCCCAAGAAAUGCCAGGCGCCGGGCAAGGGGACUCGGUAUGCAGAGUCUAGUGGGGGGGGGGGGGAUUUGGAGGAUGUGCCGAGGCUCCUCCCCACAGUCCGGCGGAUGUCGGAGGUGCUUCAGCACCCAGCUGACGACGUCCAUGCAGCGCCUUUCGAGAGAUUGACGGAGUCGUCUGAGAGCUUCGACCGGGAGGUGGGCAAGUUGUUGGACUUUUGGUUCGAGGACCUCUCCCCGGAGGAGCGGACCGCUGCGAUGCAGGCCGCCCAGACGGCGGACGGACACCGCACCUCGAUUCGCGAGAGCCGCCGUGGCGACGUUGAGUGUGUGAGGCUGGCGCGGGAGGCCGUGAAGGAGAUGCCGCGGGAGGUCCUGGAAGAGUACUACUCGCAUCAGCGGAAGCUCGGGAGCCUGGGGCUCCUCAUACUUGCAGCUGCAGACCCGUUGGAGCCCAUGGGUACGGAGUGCGGCGUCCACAUGCUGCAGACGCAGGCCUUCGGCAAGCCCGGGGCCAGGCAGCCCAGGGCCCCCUGGGAAGCCCGGAGCUUCAUUGCCGCGGCCUGGCACAAGAGCGGGGUGUGGCUGGCUCUUGAUCUGCUUUCCACGGUGUUCUUCGCCCUGGGCGCGGGCGAGUCGGACAUCGGCUUGAUCGAGGAGCCUAGCUAUUUCGGCUUCCGGGCCCAGAACGUGGCGGCGCCGAUCCGGAGCUUCGUAGACAACCUGGGCUUGGAGCUACUGCAAAAGGAGCGGGCCUCUGCGGCGAAGAAGGCCCGCUCGCUGCGUGUGGCCGCGAUCGUGCGGAACCCUCUAGACAUGGUGGCGUCUGGGUACUGCUACCACCAUGCCGGCAACGAGAAGCUCAACGUCAUGUUCGCUGGCCAGAACGCCCUGCCUGUCCUCAUGACAAUGGACCCGUUCAAUGGCACAGCCUUUUAUGCCAAGCGGCUCCUCCCCCUUGUCCGGAUGAUGUCGGAGGUUUUUGAGCACCAAGCCAAGGAUGUCCUUGCACUUUCUUUCGAGAGAUUGACGGAGUCGUCCGAGAGCUUCGACCAGGAGGUGGGCAAGUUGUUGGACUUUUGGUUCGAGGACCUCCUCGCCCCAGACCAGCGGAGGAUCGCGCUGGAGGCGGCCCAGGGGGCGGAUGAACACCGGAACUCACAGCGCGAGAACGCCCCCGAUCCUGCGGAGAAGAUGACGCAUCAAGACCGGAAUUACGCGGAGGAUCGUCAGAACCACGGCAGCGACCCUGAGUGCAUAAGGAUCGCGCGCGAGGCCUUAAAGGCGAUGCCGCGAGAAGUUCUGGACGAGUACUACUCGCAUCAGCGGAAACUCGGGUACCCCGUGGGCUGA